Glossina fuscipes is the source of this 3874-nucleotide messenger RNA. RefSeq names its product protein argonaute-2 (gene AGO1). Gene Ontology annotation, molecular function: RNA binding; protein binding. Bases 938 to 3874 code for a protein of 978 amino acids. The record is from RefSeq and is a predicted model, not a curated record. The transcript is spliced from 10 exons. Lineage: Eukaryota; Metazoa; Arthropoda; Insecta; Diptera; Glossinidae.
AGAAAGCAGCGAGAAAGCAUAACGCGAAAAAACUUUAGCGAAUCUCCGCGUAUGUAAAUUUGUACUUUUGAAAGCAAAAGCAAUUUUGGUGAAUUUUUAAAAGAUGAUAAUUUCAAAGCUUUUUAUGUUCUAGCUCGUUCUUACCGCCUUUUAUUGUAUUUUUAAUAUUCUUUUUUAUGAAAAAAAAAAGCAUUUUAUAGUUUUAACGGAUUCGUAUCCAAAAUAAAGAUUUCGCCAAAAAUUUUAUUAUUGCUCGUGUAUAGACAUUUUGUUUGCAUGUGUGAAAACAAUACAAGCAUACAUUAUUUACAUGCAAACGUGUGAUUAUGUGUCGGCAAGUACGAACUUGGUAAUCAUGAAUUAUCAGAUAGCAAAGACAAGUAAUAGAGGGAGACUUUUUCGACAAUGCAGUAAAUUCUGAGCGCCGCAUCUCUAAUAUUAUCAGCGCGCUCUGCGCCCUCCUAAAUGACAAAGUAAAAUUAUAUUUGUAAAUGAACACUUUUAUUCAUUCAAAUCGAUAUUUAUUAACUAAAGGCAAACAUUAAACGAAACGACGAAUGUGCUUAGUACACGUGUUUUAAUAUCUGAAGUAAAAAUUACAAAAACUUUAUUUUUACCUUUAGGUAAUCUUCAUUCAGUAGUACUAGUUUUUUAUUAGUUAAUCUAUGUAAAUAAAAAAGCACGUACAGAGAAAAAUCAACCCAACUUAAAUAACGCAAAAGCAGCAGCUUCCCUUUGAACAUAAACAUAAAGAAAUAGGAAGAAAAUUUUGCAUGUAAACAAAACUGGAAACGUAGUGAAUUUAUGCUAUCAUUGUAUUCAAUGGUGAUUACUGAUAUUAAUAUCGGGAGCCAGUUUAAUGUAAAGGGUUAGUUUUGCUUGUUUGAAGUUUGGCUGCGAUUGCAAAAGCUUCAAACUGACGCCAACUCCGACGAAAAUGUCAACGGAGCGUGAGCUGGCUCCAGCUCAGCUUCAUGCUAUGACGUUUCCGGAUAUUGGAGACGCUUUGCAAAUAACGAAAGCCGUAGGGGUCAUUGGUAAAUAUGACUCACAAUGGACACCUACACCCACUAGGCCACAGAGCCCUUCUCAAGUGCAGACUAGCUUCGAAACAUUGACAUCACCAUCAGCUCCUGGUUCAUCUGUGAAUCCCACCGCUGUGACCAGCCCAAGUGCUUCAAAUGUGGCAGUGGGUGGCGCGACUGUGGGUGGUCCCGCAGGAACACAGUCGGCCGUGGCGUCAGCGUUAGGUGCCACUUCCACAGUUGCAGCAGCAGCGGCGGCAGCUACUUCCACCACACAGCCUGAACUGCCAGUAUUUACAUGCCCUCGACGACCCAAUUUAGGCCGAGAAGGUCGCCCAAUUGUUUUGCGUGCCAACCAUUUCCAAGUAAGCAUGCCACGCGGCUAUGUGCACCACUACGACAUUAACAUACAACCUGAUAAAUGCCCACGCAAAGUGAAUCGAGAGAUUAUUGAGACAAUGGUUCAUGCAUACAGUAAAAUUUUUGGGGUAUUAAAGCCAGUAUUUGAUGGUCGCAACAAUUUGUAUACCCGGGAUCCAUUACCUAUUGGUAACGAUCGCCUUGAAUUGGAGGUCACGCUUCCAGGGGAAGGCAAAGAUCGUAUAUUUCGUGUUACUAUCAAAUGGAUGGCUCAAGUUUCUUUAUUCAACCUCGAAGAGGCUCUGGAAGGUCGUACGCGUCAAAUACCUUACGAUGCCAUAUUAGCUUUGGAUGUUGUCAUGCGGCAUUUGCCUAGCAUGACCUAUACUCCAGUUGGUCGCAGCUUUUUUAGUUCGCCUGAUGGCUAUUAUCAUCCGUUAGGCGGUGGUCGUGAGGUAUGGUUUGGAUUCCACCAAAGCGUACGCCCUUCUCAAUGGAAAAUGAUGUUGAAUAUUGAUGUGUCAGCAACGGCUUUCUACAAAUCACAGCCAGUUAUUGAUUUCAUGUGCGAAGUUCUAGACAUCAGAGAUAUAAAUGAACAACGAAAACCGUUAACAGAUUCUCAGCGUGUUAAAUUUACUAAGGAAAUUAAGGGUCUAAAAAUCGAAAUAACCCAUUGUGGACAGAUGAGACGUAAAUACCGCGUUUGUAACGUUACACGACGACCAGCACAAAUGCAAUCAUUCCCUUUACAAUUGGAGAAUGGCCAAACUGUGGAGUGUACGGUAGCGAAAUAUUUCCUCGAUAAAUAUCGCAUCAAGCUACGUUUUCCUCAUCUGCCAUGUUUGCAAGUAGGCCAAGAACAUAAGCACACCUAUUUGCCUUUAGAAGUGUGCCACAUCGUUGCAGGCCAAAGGUGCAUUAAAAAAUUGACCGAUAUGCAAACUUCCACCAUGAUUAAGGCAACUGCUCGUUCAGCUCCAGAUCGUGAGAGGGAAAUCAAUAAUUUAGUCAAGAGAGCAGAUUUUAAUAACGAUUCGUAUGUCCAAGAAUUUGGAUUAACGAUUUCCAAUUCAAUGAUGGAAGUAAGAGGACGAGUUUUGCCACCGCCUAAGUUGCAAUAUGGGGGUCGAGUCUCCAGCAUGACUGGUCAACAACUCUUCCCGCCACAAAACAAAGUAAGCUUGGCUUCACCAAAUCAAGGCGUUUGGGACAUGCGGGGUAAGCAGUUCUUUACUGGGGUGGAGAUACGUGUGUGGGCUAUAGCUUGUUUUGCUCCACAGCGCACAGUGCGUGAAGAUGCUUUGCGUAAUUUCACCGCUCAAUUGCAAAAGAUCUCGAACGAUGCUGGCAUGCCCAUCAUUGGCCAACCAUGCUUCUGCAAGUACGCAACAGGGCCCGAUCAGGUGGAACCAAUGUUUAAAUAUCUAAAGCAAUCUUUCACAGCUUUGCAAUUAGUUGUUGUGGUCUUACCUGGUAAAACACCAGUUUACGCUGAGGUGAAGCGUGUAGGGGACACCGUCUUGGGUAUGGCAACCCAAUGUGUCCAAGCCAAAAAUGUGAAUAAAACUUCUCCGCAAACGUUGUCAAAUUUGUGUCUCAAAAUAAAUGUAAAGCUUGGUGGAAUCAAUUCUAUUUUGGUACCAUCUAUACGCCCAAAGGUGUUUAAUGAGCCGGUAAUAUUUUUAGGAGCUGAUGUCACUCAUCCGCCCGCUGGUGACAAUAAGAAACCUUCGAUUGCUGCUGUUGUCGGUUCAAUGGAUGCUCAUCCUUCACGUUACGCUGCUACAGUGCGCGUUCAACAACAUCGCCAGGAAAUUAUCCAGGAGCUCAGUAGCAUGGUGCGGGAAUUGCUGAUAAUGUUUUACAAAUCGACAGGUGGUUACAAACCUCAUCGCAUUAUUUUGUAUAGGGAUGGUGUAUCCGAGGGGCAAUUUCCUCAUGUUCUACAGCAUGAACUGACAGCCAUAAGAGAGGCUUGUAUUAAGUUGGAAGCCGAAUAUCGUCCGGGCAUAACAUUUAUUGUCGUUCAAAAAAGGCAUCAUACUCGCUUAUUUUGUGCCGAGAAGAAAGAACAAAGCGGCAAGUCUGGGAAUAUACCGGCUGGUACGACAGUAGAUGUGGGCAUUACCCAUCCAACCGAAUUUGAUUUUUAUUUGUGCAGUCAUCAAGGCAUACAGGGUACUAGUAGGCCAUCGCACUAUCACGUCUUAUGGGAUGACAAUCACUUCGAUUCCGAUGAAUUGCAAUGUCUAACAUAUCAACUUUGUCAUACUUAUGUACGUUGCACCAGAUCUGUGUCAAUACCCGCACCGGCUUAUUAUGCUCAUCUUGUGGCUUUCAGAGCAAGGUACCAUCUUGUUGAAAAAGAACACGAUUCUGGUGAAGGGUCUCAUCAAAGCGGAUGUUCAGAAGAUCGUACACCCGGCGCAAUGGCAAGAGCAAUUACAGUUCAUGCAGACACAAAAAAAGUUAUGUAUUUCGCCUAA